Messenger RNA from Monomorium pharaonis (pharaoh ant), 6542 nucleotides. RefSeq lists its product as uncharacterized. The transcript is spliced from 2 exons. The record is from RefSeq and is a predicted model, not a curated record. The coding region runs from base 6201 to 6530 and encodes 109 amino acids. Lineage: Eukaryota; Metazoa; Arthropoda; Insecta; Hymenoptera; Formicidae.
AUGAAAGGGAGGGAGAGAAAGCGGGAGCACGGGAGGAGGGUUGCCACACGGCAUCCAGCGAGGGAGAGCUCGAACGGAACGGCCGCGGGGAAACGCUCGAAAUAGAGAACGGCUGCGGAACCGAGGUGCCGGGGCUAGAAAAAUUUUUACGCACUGAGAAAAAUGGUUUUAUUAUAAUAAUAAAACGGUUCUGGUUGAGCGUAUUCUUAUUAAACGAAACAGAAUUUCUGGUUAUCAUAACAAGAUUUUACAGCUUAUAACUACACCGUUUGGUUAACUGUACUAUAAGGAUUUGAUUAAGUUUUUCUUGUUGAAUCUACAAAACUUCUUGUUGAAUCUACAAAAUAAUACAAAACUUCUUGUUAUAUUUACAAAAAUAGCGAUAAUGCUGGCGCCUUCGUUCUCGCAGCGCAAAUCGGUGCAUGCCAAUCUCGCGCAAACCAACGCGGUAUCGAUGCGAUACUAAUAUCACGUACCCAUAAGGUAGCUUUUAUAUUUGUUUCGUGUAUCUUACAAUCGUGUAUUUACAUUAUUCUGUUCAACGGCAUGGCGGACGAAAAAACGUCUUUUCUUCUGCGCGAAUGGAAUUUCGACAGCUAUAUAGAGAUUUUUAGAGGUUAGUAAAAUAUAUGUAAAAUAUAUGCAGUGUACUUUAAACCAAGAUAUAUUGUUAUUAUUUUAAAAACUCUAUCCAAACUCGUUUUUUAACCAAAAAAUUGUGUUAACCUAAUAAAACAAUAUAAUAAGAUUAACAAGAAAUUUUUGUAGAGUUUUGUAAACCUAACAAAACGAUGUAGUAAGAUUAACAAGAAAUUCUGGUAGAUUCAAACAGGAUGGAAUUAACCAGAAUCCUCUGGUAAUUCCAACUACAAAAUUUGUAUCGUCCAUUUUCGAACAAACGGACAGGUUGAAUCAACCAGAAUUUCUCAUAAAACAACAAAACUUUUUUUCCAGUGCGGCCGCUUGUAAAAACCGCGUGCGGCCCUGCGCCGCUGCUGCUUACUCCUACUACUUGUUUCGCAGCGACGAAAUUUGAACGGAAGCAACGGAGAGAAGCGUGCAUUUUAUUUAUAGGCAGUUUACGCUGGCGGAAACGCACGCGUGCAAACGCGAAAGCGUGAGGCGCGAAGCGCUGGAGGACAACGCGAAAAUUCUCAUUUCUCGCGGGCGUUUCUGCUUGGCAGAACUCGCGGCGCAAAUGCGUCUAGGAAAUUCGCCUAAUGAGCCUGCCGCCACGGUGAGUAAUGGGUAGCGGCAAUAAUAGCGACCGGGGGAGCGCGUUAGUAGUAAUAAUAAUAAUAAUAAUAAUAAUAGUCACUCUACACACCGCGAGAUGCGUUCGCUAAGUUUGGAUACGCAUUUGCGGGCUUGCUUCACUUGGAAAGUGGUUAAAUUGAAAUUAAGGAUUUGUCUCUCGUUUCAGGAGCCGCGAUAGGAAUAACAAACGAAUCUCGAAUCUCGCUCUAAGGGGACGAGAUAUUUUCGGGCUGCAAAAUACAAAGCGUGACGAACAGGAAUUCGUGGCACUCCGGAGGAUAUGACGCGCUCGUAGAAAUAGGAAACUCCUAGUAAACAAUUUAAUAAAUGGCGUAGUACAAUUUCGGUGUAUUAAAGUAAUGGAAAAUGUAUACUCUCUAAAUCACAAUCAAUGAAAAUGCACUGACUUUCGGUGAUAUACUUACAAUCAUUUACUGAUUAUCAAUCGGUGAAAUAAAUACAUUGAUCUAUCAGUUACUAUUCACUAAUUCUGAAGUGAAUAUUACUGAAAGACAGUGAUUAUUCAAUUAUAAGUAUGCCACUGUGAAUCAGUAAAUAUCCACUGAUUACGAUUUAGAUUUAGAGAGUAGAGGAUGAACAAAAUAAUGUAAAAAUUUUGAAGAUGCACUACCUUUUUUUAUAAUCUACUAUUUGUCUUUAAAUAUUUAUCCUUGCAAGCUCGUACAAUGUUUGAAUAAUCAUCACAAUAUUUGAAUAGAAACGUUGUACUUUUAGCUGAACAAUUUCAAUUGAUUACACAAAUAAUGCUGGAAAAAUAAAUUCGCUUUUUAUCCUAUUUUUUAAAAUUGCGCUCUGCUCUUCAAAACUUCGGCGUUUUUCCCGGCCAGUGUGCGCCGACUUCAAAUCAUCGAGUUAUUACGAACAGUUUUGAACAACAGAAAACAGAUUUUUCUCCUCCAAUUUUUUUUCCUAUUUUUCUACCAGGAGCUGGUAGUAAUUCAUACCGUCUAUACAAGAAUUUUAUUUGCAAGAAUCGUCUUCAGACAGCAAACGUUAAACCUGGCAGAGCGUGUGAAAUAUUUUUAACCGACAGGAAAUAUGUUUAUAAAAACCCCGCGAGACUCCGGAAUGCACUCACGACGAUCGAAAGAUCGGCGGGUGCAUUCUUAUACGAGAAUUUUGUUUUCGAGAUCGAUGAGUCGCUCUCCGGGAGAAAGAGAGAGAGAGAGAAAGUAAAACAUCAGGUCCGCCUGAUCCAGCGGCGCGGAGGAUUUCAGAGAAUGCCUUUCCCGCUGUAAAAGCAAAAACAGAGAGCGCGACUCCGGUGAACGCGCAGGAAAUCGUGGCACGCGUGAAAACUGCCCCGGCGCGCAACAAUGGGGGAGGGAGGGGGACCGCCCUUGAGCAAACAACAAGCAGAGUUCGACGGCACCGCGGCUGGUCCUUUCAGAGAAUGUAAGCAUUCCCUGACCCUCGUCUCCGCUCCGUGGAGCCCAAUGGUCUCCGCUCUACCCUCCCGACCGGCCAGCCCGAGAGAUCGUUGUAAGCCGCGAUGUUUCCGAGAGCCCCUCCGGUCCGGCCUCUCGGGCGUCGCGUAAUCGUCCGUACGAUGACACGCCAGAAACGCCACCCCUGUACAUUUAUUCCGGCGCACCAAACUCGGCGCUCAGGGGGGGGGGGGCGAGGAAGGGAUGGUUGCCCUUCCGCGUGACGGAGAUGGAGACGCGCGCGCGCGCGGUGCGGCGGAGCGGAACGCCGGCCGCGCGCCGUACACGCGGUAUUUCGAUAUUAUACCUUCGUAACCGGGAAUUGUUCGGCAGAAUUUCGACGGUGAUUCAAUUCGCGAUGCACACAUCGCGCGCGGAUACGCGUGGCCUACGGAGACAGUGAGCAUAUGUUUCUCGCGCCGACUGUCUAGCGCGCUGUCGCGCGUUGUCGGCCAAGCGCGUAGGUCGUUUUCAAUUGUAUAAAGCGGCGAAAUUCAAACUCGCGGCGGAAUCGCGCAGAAUUCACUAAUUUAUUUGCGGUAACUCGCGUUGGAAUCUGAUAUAUCUGGCUACCGGCGAUAUAUCUGUAAUGCCCGCCGUCAUUCCACUUGGAAAAUGAACGGCUCGAAUGAAGUUGUCAUCCUGAAUUCUAUUAUCCGUUGUAACUAUUUUAAGGAGACCUUCUUCGAAAAUGUCGUAUGGAAGACUUACACAUGUUAAUUUAAUUACAAUUGUAUCAUUUUCACCCAUAUUCCGGGCGUAAAAAUAGAGACAAAUGCAGCUUGUGAUAGCAAAUUCGGAGAAUUAGAACGAGUUUAAAUAUAACCCGCGACUGAACGGAAUAAAAUUUGUUAUUUUAUCUGCGAUGCAUAAUACAUGAAACAUUACAAAAUUGUGGAAUAAGCGAAGUGCAUACGCACGCCCGCGUAUACAUGUAUAUAUAUAUAUGUAUCAGGACACGCAUGUACAUCGCACGUAAAGUUAAAUUAUGAAUUUCGCUGUCCCACAUUCUAUCGCGAAUUACAAGUGGACCCGUUGCAAAAAGUUAAAGAACAAAGUUAGUUAAAUGUUCGGCACGCCUCGCGAAAACCAAUGAAAAUUGCAGCGACACCUCGCGCACAGCGUAACGCACGCAGACAAGCGCCUCGUUUUAGCGUCCUCGCUUCUACAAAAGGUGUUACUCACUACGGCAUUUGCAUGCGUUACUCUUAUUUAGCAUUACUCCCACGUUCGCGCGCAAAUGCACCUACAUGCACUGGAUCCGGGCGGGUGAUGUGAGCGUGCGGUUCCACUCGUGUGUGUGUGUGCACCGAAGGCGUGCGCGCGCGCGUGUGCGCGCGUUCCACGCGCGUGUAGAUGCAUGCCCGCGUUUCAGAAAGAGAGACAAGAGAGAGACGUACGUGCGUGCGUGCGUGCGUGCGUGGAGCGGAGCGCGUUAGUGCGUGUGCCGCGCGCGCGAGAAGGGCGAGGGUGUCCCCCUGGUAGGGGAAGCUAAACGCGUGUGUCUUUGGUUUUGGUUUUAGUUUCGUGGCAGUCGCUGCCGACGACGACGACGACGAUCGCACGCGAUCGCAUCGACGACGACGACGACAAACCCCUCCGAUCUCGCCGAGAAACGCGAGAACACGACGCGCCUUAUCACACGCCGGUGUCGUUUUUUCUCCCCCGAUUAAAUCGACUCGUGGCGCGCGCUCGCACGACCGCGAGAUCACGCGCCUCCUCCGCGCGCGGGUACCCAGCUGCAAGCAGGGCUGGAAACUAAAUCCGAGAGUACGUGUCUCUGAUAGCACUCCCCGAGCCCGUGUGUGCACACUGUGUAUGUCUAUAUGUGGUGUGAGAAUAAUCCUGAGAGAUAAAGAUUUAUUCGUGUCGCGGAGCACCACGCCUGCUCCGUUCACCCCGUUCGAGACACUCGAAUAGAAUUUACGCGGUUCUAUGUGAGAUUUAAAUCCCACCUCGUGUCUAUCGCGAGUGCGGUGUACCGUCGGACGGACCGCGAGUACUCUUCCCCCUCGAGCGCCGUUUUACGCAAGUGCCGCUUUGCGACUGACGCGGAACGAAUUGUUGUUUUUUUUUUCUUCUUAAAAAGACAGAAGCACUAAUUAUAUUGGACCAUCCGAUAUCCUACGUUCGAAAGAUACCCGGCUCCCGUUCUGGUCUUCAUUCAGUUUGAAACACUCUAUUAAUAAUCGAUGUAUUAUCGACGUAUAUUCUAUGUGAAGGUGUUCCCGAUUUCUCGUGACAUUAAGUUCAAGACAUUCUCUCGACAGGGAGACAGUCGUACGGACGGAGAUAACCGUUGCCGUUGUUUAAAGAAGUGUGAAAGUGAUGCGCGAUAGUGCCACCUGACCGCGUCUCUAAAUUAAACCGCGCGGCGCGCAAAAGGAGGACCACCUACCAAGAAUAACGUCAGUGGCGAGAGGUGAGGGGGAGUCGGUGGUAAAAAGCGGCGCGCAAAAGGCACGCGGCCGAGCCUCGGGAUCAAAGUUGAAAUUCUUCGAGAGGUGGCGGCGAGGGUGGCGAAGGAAGACGCGUAUACGAUCAGAGGAAGUCAAAGCGAACGAAGAGAAGGAGGACGACGACGAUCGGGUCGAAUGCCGUGAAAGGCGGGAGAACUUUCGACGAAAGAAGAAAGGGAGAGAGAGAGAAAAAAAAGGGGAACGACUGGUUUUGUUAAUCAAAAGAUUUCGAGACACGCGUCCAGCCUAACAACGAGCGAGGGGAGGUAGAGAAGGGGGAGGAGACGAACGUGAAAGAACUCGUCGGAGUACGUGAAUUGUGUCACUGGCGCCUGUGCUUUUUGUCACCGCCGAGUGAAUAGAGCUGACGAAGAAUAAGGAUCCAUCCUUGAAUAAAUGAAUGAAUAUUAUUGAAGUGAAUGUCGUCGAAUGCAAAUAUGUUUGCGGAAGAACAGUAAUGUUAAGGAAGAACGCGGAAAGAAACUAAAAAUCGUUUUUCGUGACAAUUAAACAAGUGUUGCUGCGAGAGGGUGUGAAGAAAAUACAGACACUCUCCUUCAGAUUCUAAUUGUUAUAUUUUGAAGUGAGAGACGUAAAAGAAAGGGGGGAUUCAGCCAUAGACGGUAUAUAUCGUGUGUUACAAAUAAUAAAAAAUAAAUAUUAUUUAUUAAUAUAUAACUAUAUAUUUCUAAGUAAAAUAUAAAUUAAAAAAAAAUAAAAAUUACAUACGCGAAGACUUUGAGAGCAGCGUUAUACUGAGAGCGUUAAGAACGAUCGAGUCGAGAAUGCCUGGAUUCUCGGAGUCCUUCGAGUGGUCGCGAUCGAUCGAGGAAGCGGCGGCACGAUCGAAAUCGUUCACGGAUCCGCGUUCGCCUCGCGGGGAGGAUUGUCGCUGAAUCAACCUCCCCCCGCGGUCGAAGACUCAAUUCGCAAUCGAUUGAGAGAUCGAAUGCUGCUCCCCGUGACGGGAAAACGUAUUCGACGUGUUGAGUGCAGCCAUCGUGACACCUGAGCCUCGGCACAAGACAAUAUCGAAAUGCACUGCGCAUCGGGAUACAUGUUUCUGACGAGCCUGCUGAUGGUGCUAAGGACUCACCGAAUGGGCGCGGCUGCGGAGGAGUCGUUGGAGUUUCACAACAAAGCGCCUGUGAGAUUAGUCUGGGCCACCGAAGGCGACAACGUAGAGCUGCCAUGCGACAUCACACCACCGAGGCCGGAGGAUUCGGUUAACAUGGUUCUCUGGUUCAAGGACAAUGCCGGGAUACCGCUGUACAGGCGAGUGUCUUUGCAUUUUAAAAAUAAUCUUACCCCGAUCCGACUAUUUUUACGUGGCGCUAGCGCCUACAGAGCUAGGACGUCAACCUAACCCAUCUGAAUU